AUGGCUCGCGAAACUCGAAGCGACAUUGCAAAUUUUAGACAAGCGCUCGUGGCGGGUGGAAUUGCAGGGACAGCUGUUGACACGGUACUUUUUCCCCUCGAUACAAUAAAAACUAGACUUCAAUCAAGACCAGGAUUCUAUGCUUCUGGUGGUUUUCAUGGCAUAUAUUCGGGAUUGACCAGUGUUAUAAUUGGCAGUGCGCCUGGAGCAUCCGUUUUUUUUGUCACUUAUGAAUAUCUAAAAGGAUCGCUUUCAUUCCUCUUUCCUGACACGAAAUACCUUCCUCUCGUCCAUAUGGCAGCUGCUUCUGGCGGUGAAAUGGCCGCCUGCGUUGUUCGCGUACCAACCGAAGUAAUUAAACAACGUAUGCAAACCAAACAAUACCAUAGGACUCUGUCCGCCAUUCGAUCCAUUAUACAGUAUGAAGGUAUAUUGGGCUUGUACCGUGGUUACUUGAUUACGAUAUCUCGAGAGAUACCAUUUGCGUGCCUUCAAUUUCCAUUGUAUGAAUUCCUUAAAAGAUUUGUUGCUAAACAUACUGAUCGAACUCGUAUUAAUCCCUGGGAAGCGGCAAUAUGCGGGUCAAUAUCAGGUGGUACUGCAGCUGCAAUUACCACACCAUUGGACGUAAUAAAGACUCGUAUCAUGCUAUCCUCAAAACAUCAAACUAUUCACAGGUAUUCUGGAAUCGUGGGUACCUUGAAACGCAUUUGGUCUGAAGAAGGACCACGCGCAUUAUUUUCGGGAAUUGGUCCACGAGUAAUGUGGAUUUCUAUUGGUGGUUACAUAUUUUUGGGUGUCUAUGAAAAAGUAAAAAAAGCACUUCAAGAUAAUAGGUUAUUAAUCUGA
Messenger RNA from Ambispora leptoticha, 849 nucleotides. NCBI's taxonomy places the organism in Eukaryota, Fungi, Glomeromycota, Glomeromycetes, Archaeosporales, Ambisporaceae. The record is from the annotation of a GenBank genome assembly.